AAAAUAAAAAAAAACUUGCUUUCUUUUGUCUUUUCGUUUGUAUACGAUAAUACAAAUGCACUUUCAGUUCCAGGCUAAAGCGGCGGUGGAACUUACGGGGUUUGCUUCGAUUUGUCAACAAGAACCGACAUCUGUUCUUCAUAUGAGAAGAAGCCAAAGCCCACCCACGUCAGCAUCUACUCUCUCCUCUUCGUUCAACGGCGGAGACACCGCUCCUGGCGGCGGCGGUGAUUGUAAUCUCACCGAGACCACCACCACUACGACCAUGGAGUUUCAACCGAUCUCGAGUGAACUUGACCUUGUUACAGGUCCUGGAGGUGCUCCAAGAUGCAAUCAUGGAUUGGAAGAGUGGGAGACUAUGUUGCCUGAGUCUGCCGUGUUGCCGAGUCAGGACAACUCGUUACUGCAUUGGAUCACUGGUGAAGUAGAUGACCAUAAUAGUUUUGGUCUCAAACAGCUGCUCCAGAGUGGGGGUGCUUCUCCCAAUCAGGGUCUUGACUUUGAAUGCAAAUCAGGGCUUGGGGUUGUUGAUCAAGGUCCCGGGUUUGACUCGGUUGGUAACCUUGUUAACUCGGAUCCUGGUAAUUUGGGUUGUUUUUCAGGUUCUGGAAUUCUGCCAAAUGCCAACAAUAAUGGGAAUGGUAUUCAAAAUUCAAUGUUUGCUUCACCAGCUGAGAGUACUGGUCUCAAUGUUUCUUUGCCUACGCUUUAUCAACAGCAGCAGCAAAGUCAAUACCUUGAAACCCAAGAAGCGAAACCCCAAAUUUUACAUCCCCAAAACCCUAACAUUUUCUUGCCAUUUUCUCAGGAAAAUCAUACCAUUCAGCCUUUAACAAAACGGCUCAACCAUGGUAACCUGGAGCUUCGUUCUCAGAUCCCAAAGUUGCCAUUUUCUGAUUGUGAGUUUAUGAGAAAGCAGCAUCUUAUGGAGUUUCCUCAGCAGAAGCCAUUGAUGAUGGCUCAACAACAACAACAAGAAGCCACAUUGUUAGACCAGCUUUACAAGGUUGCUGAGUUGGUAGAGACUGGGAAUUUCUCACACGCGCAAGGGAUAUUGGCGCGGCUCAAUCACCAGCUGUCUCCUAUAGGCAAGCCAUUUCAAAGGGCUGCUUUCUACUUCAAGGAGGCAUUGCAGUUACUUCUCAUGAAUAAUAACCCAGUCUCACCCCAGCUUCCUAGGGGCUCCACCCCUUUUGAUGUUGUCUUCAAAAUGGGAGCAUACAAGGUCUUAUCUGAAGUUUCCCCCCUUAUCCAAUUCAUAAACUUUACGUGCAACCAGGCCCUCCUUGAAGCUCUUGAUGAUGCUGAUAGGAUUCACAUUGUGGACUUUGAUAUUGGCUUUGGUGCUCAGUGGGCUUCCUUCAUGCAGGAGCUUCCUAUGAGGAGUAAAGGACCUCCUUCAUUGAGAAUUACAGCCUUUGCCUCCCCGUUAACACACCAUCCUAUGGAGCUCAGCCUUAUGCGGGAAAAUCUCAUGCAAUUUGCAAAUGAAAUCGGUGUAAGCUUUGAGCUCGAGGUACUGAAUAUCGAUUCUUUGCCUAUGUUCGGAUUUAAUGAAAAUGAGGCAUUUGCUGUGAACUUCCCCGUUUGGUCUGUUUCGAGUCAACCCUCUAUUUUGCCAAAUGUUUUACGCUUUGUGAAGCAGCUUAGGCCGAAAACCGUGGUGUCCAUAGACCAAGGGUGCGAUAGAUAUGAUUUGGCAUUCCCACAGCAUAUAAUCAAUGCAUUUCAUUCAUAUAUAAGCCUUUUGGAAUCCAUUGAUGAAGCUAGUGUAUCUUCAGAUGCUGUGAACAAGAUUGAAAGGUUCCUUCUUGUGCCUAGAAUCGAAAACACCAUAUUGGGACGAAUGCAUUCACUCGAGAAAAUGCCACCAUGGAAGACCCUCUUUUCCUCAGCUGGUUUCACCCCUAUAUCAUUCAGCAGCUUCACCGAAACUCAAGCUGAAUAUGUGGUAAAAAGGGCUCAAGCAAGGGGUUUUCAUAUAGAAAAACGCCAUACUUCACUUGCUCUUUGCUGGCAGCGAAGGGAUCUUAUCUCAGCUUUGGCAUGGAGGUGCUAAGGAGCCGAACCGAACUGGCAGAGGAGGUUGGUUUUUAGCAACUCACAAAUCUAUAACAACUCUAUCCAGAAGUAUGGAAUUACCUGAAUAAUUUUACUGAACUAUGGUGCUUUUGCACAUGUAACCUGCAUUGCUUGUCAGUCUCCUCUGCUGUUAAGGACACAUUGAUAUUGCUGUUAUGGUAUUUUGGUGUCUUUUUGUGUGUGUUUUGUUUAUGAGGUGAGAAGCUGUGUUUUAUUCUGGUUAAGGUGGUGAAUGGUGAUGAUUUGGUGUAUAUUUGACAAAAGAAUUGAGUGCUAAAAUUUCAAAUGCAACUUACCAGAAUUUAGU
Messenger RNA from Hibiscus syriacus, 2389 nucleotides. RefSeq names its product scarecrow-like protein 6. The coding region runs from base 56 to 2059 and encodes 667 amino acids. Gene Ontology annotation, biological process: regulation of DNA-templated transcription. The transcript has 2 exons. The record is from RefSeq and is a predicted model, not a curated record. Gene Ontology annotation, cellular component: nucleus. NCBI's taxonomy places the organism in Eukaryota, Viridiplantae, Streptophyta, Magnoliopsida, Malvales, Malvaceae. Gene Ontology annotation, molecular function: sequence-specific DNA binding; DNA-binding transcription factor activity.